Messenger RNA from Carassius carassius (crucian carp), 2100 nucleotides. RefSeq names its product putative RNA-binding protein Luc7-like 1. Gene Ontology annotation, cellular component: U1 snRNP; U2-type prespliceosome. Bases 589 to 1548 code for a protein of 319 amino acids. Gene Ontology annotation, biological process: mRNA splice site recognition. NCBI's taxonomy places the organism in Eukaryota, Metazoa, Chordata, Actinopteri, Cypriniformes, Cyprinidae. The record is from RefSeq and is a predicted model, not a curated record. The transcript is spliced from 11 exons. Gene Ontology annotation, molecular function: mRNA binding.
CGAGCGAGUUAAUCGUCUCAGGAUGUCGGCCCAGGCUCAGAUGAGAGCUUUGCUGGAUCAGCUGAUGGGAACGUCGAGGGAUGGUUCAGUGUAUGUUUGCCAGCCUACAUCUGCAAGGGAGUUGCAGAAAAGCCUCAUGUUCAUCGAGCCGUGAGUCACCAAUGCUUUUUAAAGCUGUUAUGAAUAUGAAAAACAAUACUGUUUGCUUUCCAGCAGUAACUGUGUCACACAUCACGCUAGUUGGUAAUGUAAGAGUGAGCAGAGAGGACACGAAGCGUCUGCCCAGCGGCUUUCCUCAAAUCUCACUUAAAAGAAAGAUAUAAAAUAAGAUAAAGGAAAGAAAACUCAAUUCCUCCGCCGACGUCUUCACUUUUAUUCUUCUGUAUCAUUCCCAACUUCCUCAUUACAGGUUUGGCCAAGAAAAGGUUUUCCCUUUAAUCAUUUAGAGGCUGGGACCGCAGGAGGGGUUCUGAAUGGGAGAGACCUCGCAGAGAUGAGACGAGACAGCGGGUUAAAUUCACAGAUGAGCGUGUCUGCAAAUCGCACCUGCUCAACUGCUGCCCGCAUGACAUCCUCUCUGGAACGCGCAUGGACCUCGGCGAAUGCUCUAAGAUCCAUGACCUGGCGCUGAGAGCAGACUACGAGAUUGCGUCUAAAGAGAGAGACCUGUUCUUUGAACUUGAUGCGGUGGAUCACCUGGAGUCGUUUAUUGCCGACUGUGAUCGCAGGACCGAGUUGGCCAAGAAGCGUCUGGCUGAGACACAGGAAGAGAUCAGCGCCGAGGUGGCCGCAAAGGCAGAAAAGGUUCAUGAGUUAAACGAGGAGAUCGGAAAGCUGCUGGCGAAGGCUGAACAGCUCGGCGCUGAGGGAAAUGUGGAUGAAGCCCAGACAGUUCUUCAGGAGGUUGAGAGAGUCCGAGCUAAGAAGAAGGAUGCUGAGGAAGAGUACAGGAACUCAAUGCCCGCCUCCAGUUUCCAGCAGCAGAAGUUGCGCGUCUGUGAGGUUUGCUCUGCUUACCUGGGUCUUCAUGACAACGACCGGCGUCUCGCUGACCACUUUGGUGGCAAACUGCACCUGGGCUUCAUUCAGAUCAGAGAGAAGCUGGAACAGCUGAAGAAAACUGUGCAGGACAAACAGGAGAGGAGAAACCAGGAGCGACUGAAGCGGAGGGAAGAGCGGGAGAGAGAGGAGAAAAUGAAAAAGCAGACAAAGUCACGUAGCCGAGAACGCAAGAGAUCACGUUCUCGUGACCACGAUCGAGAGCGCAGACGCCGCCGUUCCCACUCCGCAUCGCGAGAGAAGCGCCGUUCCCACUCUGCAUCGAGGGAGAAGCGUCGUUCCCGCUCUCGCUCCAAAGAGCGCGACAGACGCCGACGGCAGCGAUCCAGAUCCCGCUCGCGGCACAGCCGAGAACACUCACACAAAUCUUCUCGGGACCGUGAUCGCGAGAGGGACAGCAAGCGCAGUUCCUCCGAGCGGAGAUCAGACGGGAUGAACGGGAGGACGGAGUCUCGCCGUCAUGAUGACAGAGAGGCUGGAGAGAUAUGAAUCAUUUCACACUACCAUAACACACACACAGCGCGCUCUCGUACAUAUACACACUUUUUUAUUUAUCAUGUUUGCUUGGUCCGUAGUAAACUGCCCACGCCCUGUUUCAUUAGUCUUUAAUAUCUCUGUCCUGUCGGAUUCACUGUCAAAUGUUGAAAUGACAAUAUUUUGUGUGUGUGUGUGUGUGUGUGUGUGUGUGGAGUUAAGGGUAUUCUUUUUUUUUUUUCUUCUAUCAGAUGUAUGCCACUUAUUUUUUUGCCUCUCUAUACUGUCUGUUGUUUUUUGGGAUUUGGAUUUGUCCUGAGUGGAUGUGUGCAUGUUCUGAGGUCAGUUUAAAUCCCUUUUUCUUUAAAUAGAGCUGCAGUACUCCUCCUAGAGACUGAGAGCGACUCUCUUUGUAUCCGUAGCAGAGGCGUAGGAGUUUAAUAAAUCUAAACAAGUGAAUCCGUCAUGGCAUAAUCUUUGAUUUACUCUGUACAUGAUCUUUUAUAAGGCUGUUUUGAUUUCAUGUUGCCCUUAUUAAAGUGCAUUAAAUGGUUUUAUGACUUUAAA